AUGAAUAAGAAUCAAGGUGGUAAAAAUUCACAGUAGCAAUAACCUGUAGGAAAUGCUCCUAAUUCCUUUUUUGAUGGAGAGUAAGCUGCUAAGAAGCAUCCAAUAUUUGAUGCUAUGGUCAAGAAUUUUUCUCAAAUGGCUUACAUCAAUUCGUCAGGUAAAGGUCUUGAACUCUAUCCAUAGGUAAGAACUAGCACUAUAAUUCAACAAUAUAAACAGUCUGAGGAAAGUGAAGAAGAUCACUUAGAGGAUGGUAACGGUGGAGAUCUGGGAGACUAUGACGGUGAAUAUGGAUAGGGAAACAAAAAGAAAAAGAAGAAGAGGCAUGGAGAUAUGUUUAAAAAGAAGGAUGACGUGAAUGAAGCAGAUAUUGAGAAUUUGUACUCAGCUGAUCCCAAUAAGCUUGACUUGAUCAACAACUUAAAUUCAAUCAAGUUACUUGCGAUUUCUGAAGCCUUUGAAAAAUUUCCAAAUGAAGCAGUAGAUGUUGACUAAUUCGUGAAAAUAAUGAAAGAAGUCUUAGAAGACACUAAGUUGACUACCAGAGAGGAAUUCAUUCAGGAUCUAGUGGACUUAUUUUACAGAGCCAAUAAGUCUCAUGGGGAGACCAUAAAGUUCGAAGACUUGACGAGUUACUUGAUAGAGCAUGAGAUUGAUUAGUUUAAAAAUAUUGGAAACAUGAAUAUGAACUAUUUCGAAUCAGAAAUCACUGACUAGACUACUCACAAUAAUUACAUUGAGAAGAUAUUCUACUUUUAGCAAAUCGAUAAAGUCAUUCUAUACGAGUAGAAUAUGAGAUUUAUGAGAAUUUAUGAUGGGUUGACUAUGAGAAAUGAGAUGGACAUCAGUUGUCCAGGGGUCAUCCUAGCAAUAGAGUUCGCUCCUGAUAAAAACGCUAUAUGUGUGAGUUUAAGCGAUCGAUCUAUCUUGUUUUAUGAUGCUGGCAGUGCAACUUACAAGAUUAUUAGGAAAAUUCAUGUCCCUAGUACAUAGAAAUGUCUGUGCUAUGUAAAGAGAAAGAGAACUUUAUUCUCGGCUGGUACUGAUGGAGCUAUAUUUGCUUGGAACAUGGAGAAAAUCUUUUCAAAUGACUUUGUUGAGGAUGAAGCAUUGAGAGAAAAGGAAAAGAGAGAGUUUGAUUACAAGCUAUACAUUACUGAGAGAACGCCUUGGUUUGUGGGAGAUAUAAUUCUCUGUGUAGUUGAUCUUCCUAAUAUAAAUUUCCUGGCAACUGGUUCAUAUGAUAAGUAAAUUAAGCUUUGGGAUUUAAGAAACAACCUGAUUGAGAGUAAAAAUGAUCACGAUGAGAAGAAUUCAGCCAAGACAAGCAAUUAAAACUUUGGCCAGAUGUCUCUUCUUAAAAAAUCAACUCUUGGUUCUAAUGACAAUAAGAGAAAUACAAAGAAAACUUAGCACUCAAACUUCAGAAAGAAUACUAAAGAAGAAAACAAAAACUAUAAUGAUGAUCUAAUGGAUGAUUUCGCAAAAGAGCCAACAAAAGUUCUGAUUGGCCAUUCAAAGGCUGUAAGAGAAAUUGCAUACUCUGAGAGACAUAAAAUUUUAGUCAGUUGUGGAUUUGACUUUGAAGUAUUCGUUUGGAAUCCUUACUGCGAAAAAUACAUUAUAAAACUAGAUGGGCACGAAUCUCCUCUUGUCGGAGUAAACUGCCCAGCCAAUCUUAAUGUGUUCAUUACCUGUGAUACUAAGGGUAUGGUGAAGGUAUGGAACAUUAAUGAUUACAGUUGUGUCUAAACUUUCUAUGUAUCCAAUGUUAUUUAAGUAACUUCAUUAAGAGUUAUUCCAAAGCACAGAAGACUUGUCUGUGGCUCAAGAGUAUUCAAGGUCUUUGAAUACACUAAACCUUUCACCCCAGAAUUCUCUGAUGACCAUCCUAUAUUAUGUGCUAAAUUUUCUCCAAUUCGUUUUGAAAUCUACAUAGCUGGUGAGAGAUCCAUUAAGAUUUGGAAUGCUAAAGAGGGUAAGCCAGUAAGAGUCCUAAAAAAUAUAUUUGAAAGUGAUAUAACCUGUAUGGAAUUUGAUAAGAAUCAUAGAAAGCUUAUUGCUGGAGAUCAUUUAGGAAGAGUCAAAGUAUUUGAUUUACUAUCAGGAGUGAUGAUAAAUGAGCUAGAAGGUCAUGACCCUUAAGAUGGUGAAAUCUCAUUUAUUGGCUAUGGAGAUAAUGACAAUACAAUUAUCAGUUGUGGAUGGGAUAGAGUUAUAAAAAUUCACAUGGAUGAAAAGCAGGAAUUAAAGUCGCCAAGAGAAAAUGUACUCAGAGGUAAAAAGAAUUGUCAUAAAAAGGAUAUUAUCUGCGGAGAUUACUCACAUAACUUAGGCUUGAUCGCUACAGGGUCAAGAGAUCACAGUGUCAGAAUAUGGGAUUAUGAAAGGGUAAAGUAUGAAGAGGAAAUUACUUCGCAUUCAUCAGAAGUAGUUAUUGUCAAAUUUAUCAAACCUUUUCCACUCUUACUAACAGCUGAUUCAUCAGGAUAACUGUAUGUGUGGGUUACAAAGCCCCAUGCAAAGGCAAAGCAGUGUUUAGUGAGUUGGAGAAAUAUGUUUACACUAUAAAAGAUGUGCCCGAUAACAAGUGUAGAUUCCUACUAUGAUCAGAAAAAUGGUACUUUCCUUUUGAUUGUAGGUGAUGAGAUGGGAUAUAUCAGAGUUUAAGAUUUGAGUUCAAUACUACAAGAGUUUGCUCUAAAGCCAGUAGAUAUUGUAUCCAAUAAUCACAAGAGAAAUCCUUGGAGAGUUCUCCCAAUUGAAAAGGCAGAAAGUGAAAUGAUGGACUUUAACGAUGCUGCCAGUGAUAUGUCAAGCAAUUAUGACUAGGCAGAAAAUGAGGUGAUUCCACUAUUAAAAGAAGGACAAUUCAGACAAGUAGCAUAGUGGAAGGCUCACAAUGACAUCAUAAAAUCGAUCAGCUAUAUUGCUGAGACUGAUUCUGCGAUAAUAUUUAGUGCUGGUAUGGAUAAGAUGGCUAAAAUCUGGAAUCUCAAGGGAGAACUUUAGGGUAUUUUAAGAUAGGGUUAUAUGCUAAAACAAAAUUAUCUUUGGAAUUUCCCACUAGAUACUUAUAGAUUGGAUAUUGAUAAAAGACAAACAGGAGUUUAGAAUAUGCUUAAUGAUAUUAGAAAGAAGAGAGACGAUGAAAGAUCUUUGAAGAAAGCAGCUUUAUAGAACAGUUAACUUAAGGCAGGCAAGACUACCUUAGGUUUUGCUGGAGCUUAAGUUAUGGGUAUGGGAUCAAGUUUCGUUAGCAGAGAUCCAGGCUUUGCUACUGCUCAACCUAAUAACAACUCUUUCUUAGGUUAAACUAAACUUAACUAUGGUGGAGCAUAUGGCCAAGAGGAAAUGAUGGGAACCGAUGAGCACUCUUAGAAAGUCUAAAGAUUGUUAGAAAAGGUUAGAAGGAUGGUCUAAUCUAAUAAUUCUACCUAGACUGGGUUCCCAGGAGGUAAAAAAGUAACGUACGGUGGAGUUCAAGGUUAUCCUUAAGGAGGAGGCUAUAAUCCAAAUGAUACCUCUUUCCAAAGUUAAUAGUAGAACAGUAGAAGAAUAGGUCCCUUUAGCUUUGACAUUGAUGACGAAAUUGAUACUGAAAUUCUAACUAGUGAUGAAGUAUAUAAGGAUCUUAAGGAAUUGGAGAGUAUUCUUGACAAGGAUAAAGAUAAGAUUACAGUUACUUCGAGAUAGUUCGGCAGAGCGAAAAAGAAGACUAGCAAGAGAAUGUUUUGA
This is a messenger RNA of Stylonychia lemnae, 3738 nucleotides long. The record is from the annotation of a GenBank genome assembly. Lineage: Eukaryota; Ciliophora; Spirotrichea; Sporadotrichida; Oxytrichidae.